AUGUCGUCGGGCGAGCAGCCUGACAGCGGCCGUGUAAGCGACACCACGACACCGGCCCGCAAGGAAAAGAAGAGAGUCGGAUGGCGUAACCCCGACCUGAACCCCGACCUCAACCCCGACCUAGGUGUCAACAAGACAGCCGUUGAAGACUUCUCCACGCUCUCGCCUGGAGGCUCGCCCAAGUUCCAGCCAGCUGCCUACCCCCACGGUGCCCCAGACGCCCAAGAGCUCUCCGAGGCCCUUACCCGCAUCCUCUCCCAGGAGCCUUCUCCAAACAAGACAACAGGAAAGGAUGCCGCUCUCAAGUCACCACAAGACUCUCCCCCGACGGGAGGAGGCAUCAUGAGUCCCUUGCCCAGCCGCCCGAGACCCGCCCUCAGGCGCAACACUAGUUAUGAUGCGCCUCAUGAGCGUGAGGAGGCCGACAAGGCAGAGUCAGAGGCCAACGAGAGAGUGCUUCGGUCCAUUACCGAUGCACGACUCCGUGCUGAUCAGCUGGCCAAGUCAAUCUCAUUGGGGAGACACUCGGCCCCGGGUUCUAGGAGAAACUCGGAUGACAUUGGCGCCUCAUUCCAGCAUCUGGUAGGCGUCUCAGACGGCAGUUCGCGCGGACGAUCGGCUUUCCGUCCCGCAGUAGUAGUGGACGACUAUGAUGCGGGCGAGUCCCUGCCCUUUGAGAGGCACGGCGCAAGGGCAACGGGUCUCACCACCGGCCUAGAUGGCGCCAUGGACAGCGAACAUGGAGGAGGCAACGCGGUCCGGCAUCGGGGACCAGCAGCUGCCGAUGGGCCACAGCGUCUGGACACGGAGGACUCAUAUGACAACCACGACGUGGCGGCCAAUAUCGUUCGAUCACAUACACGCAAGCGUGAUCUUUUUCACUCGGAUAUGCUUCGCGGCCGCCAGUCAGGCACAUCAACUCCCAUCAUUGACGACCCUGAUCUCGACUAUGUCCCACGACCCAAGAAAUACCAUGGAGGCGUCCUCUCGUCACUCCUUAAGCUCUACAACGAUGAGCAACGCCACAACGCUGGCGGUGCCGGAUCAGGAGCUGGGGGAGGAGGAGGAGGAGGAAGCGCGGGCAGUUCUGGCCGCACGACUCCAGCUUAUGCAACACCGUCUAUUUCCGCCCAGUCCUCGCCAUCCGCAUCACGAUCUACUUCACGAACUCGGCCUGCCCGAUCCGGCCGUCCUAGCAGCGGUUUGUUCAGCCUCCACCGUGCCCAUGGCUCUACGUCGUCACUCGCUCUUACUGAACUCAUGAAGUCCUCGUCCAUGUUUGCCGCGCCCGGCUCGAGCGUUUCCUCGGAUCGUAUGGCAGAGAAGGUCAAGGAGUCUGCAACCCCCAAGAAGCCCAAGAAGGACAAGUACCGCAUCACUGUACACAUUGCGGGCAUCCUCGCCAGGCACCGGUUCCUCAUCAAGCUAUGCAGGGCCCUCAUGCUGUACGGUGCACCAACGCAUCGCUUGGAAGAGUAUCUGAGCAUGUCGGCGCGUGCGCUCGAGAUCGAGGCCCAGUUCAUGUAUAUGCCUAGCUGCAUGCUUAUCAGCUUUGACGACAGCACAACUCACACUACGGAGGUGAAGAUUGUUCGGGUUAUGCAAGGUAUCGACUUGGGGAAGCUGCGCGAUGUCCACAACAUCUACAAGGAGGUCGUCCACGACAAGCUUGGGGUGGAAGAAGCGACGCAGCGACUCGACGAUGUCAUGAACAGAAAGGUCAAGUACCACGUCGCGUGGCGCGUUAUGCUCUACGGCGUGGCCUCGUCGUGUGUGGCGCCGUUUGCUUUCCAGGGCCGCUUCAUCGACAUGCCGUGUGCGUUCCUACUGGGCUCUUUGGUCGGAUUCCUGCAGCUGGUGCUCGCGCCUCAGAACGAGCUCUACGCCAACGUCUUCGAGGUCUCUGCCGCUGUCCUGACAUCCUUUCUGGCACGCGCAUUCGGUUCGAUCAACGGCGGCGAUACCUUCUGCUUUGGCGCCCUGGCGCAGAGCAGCAUCGCCCUGAUCCUCCCUGGCUACAUGGUUCUAUGCAGCUCGCUCGAGUUGCAAAGCCACAACAUUGUCGCCGGCAGUGUUCGCAUGGUACACGCCCUGAUCUACACUCUCUUCCUGGGCUAUGGUAUUACCAUUGGCGCCUCGCUGUACGGCAUGAUUGAUCCCAACGCGUCGAGCGAGAAGGAUUGUCGGGAGCCGCUGAACCGCAACUGGCACUUUUUGUUUGUCCCCGGUUUCACCCUGUGCUUGUGCCUGGUCAACCAGGCCAAGUGGAGGCAGACGCCCGUCAUGCUGCUCAUGUCGCUCGCCGGCUGGGCGGUCAACAGUUACUGCAGUCAGGUGUUCAAGGGGAACACGGAGAUCUCGAACAUGCUUGGCGCCUUGACCGUUGGCAUCCUUGCAAACCUGUACUCAAGAGUGGGCCGCCACAUCCAGAACGCGUGGUAUGACAGUGUCGACUUCUGCAGCAGCACCAUUAUGCCUCGUCUGGCGCGCCUCACUGGUCGCAAGAAGGCUGCAAGCAUGAGCUGGGACAGACGAUCCGACCCGGAGUCGCGUCCUGGGUCCCCCAUGGAAGAGAAGAAGCCCGAACGCAAGAAGCGUUCCGUUGGAUACAGCCUCGCGGCGGCAGCCAUGUUACCAGCCAUCUUUGUGCAGGUGCCCAGCGGUCUGGCGGUGGGAGGGUCACUGCUGGCGGGUGUGCAAUCAGCCGACUCUUUGACGUCCAAGGGCGGACAACACAGUGUCGGGCUCGAGGGCACGGCGUUCAACGUUUUGUUAAAGGUGAUUCAGGUGGCGAUUGGCAUCAGCGUGGGCCUGUUCAUGAGCGCGCUGAUUGUGUAUCCAUUGGGCAAGAGGAGGAGUGGAUUGUUUAGCUUCUGA
Emericellopsis cladophorae is the source of this 2877-nucleotide messenger RNA. RefSeq lists its product as uncharacterized. The transcript has a single exon. NCBI's taxonomy places the organism in Eukaryota, Fungi, Ascomycota, Sordariomycetes, Hypocreales, Bionectriaceae. Gene Ontology annotation, molecular function: transmembrane transporter activity. Gene Ontology annotation, biological process: transmembrane transport. The coding region runs from base 1 to 2877 and encodes 958 amino acids. The record is from RefSeq and is a predicted model, not a curated record.